UUCAUAAUUGUAAUUUUGAAUACGUGUUCAUUCCGCCUGAAAAUUAUUUACUAUCUUCGACGCUCCCGAAAUCGUGGAACAAAGCUCAGUGCCGUCAACGCGAAUAUCAACAAACACAGCACAAACGAAAAACAGAAUGUGAAAAACAAGUUAGAACCAGAAAAGAAAAACAGCAAAAUGAACUCAAUUUUCGUAGACAUUGGUGAAGGAUACAUGCAAGGAGAAUAUUUAGAUGAAUAUUUAGAAGAUCUACUACCGGCCAACAUUCAUUCGAGCUGUUCUAUUGCUUUAGAACAAAUCACCGUCAGCGAAGCUAACAGCAAGCCUGAUCAAAAUGACCGUCCAGUGAAAUACAAGAGACGAAAGUAUAAUGUCCUCACCAUCAAAGAUAAGAACAUAGUCUGUGAAAGCCUUGCCUACAAAGUCAUUGGUUAGUUCUAGCGAAAAAACUGCACCCGGACGCAAGUCGUUGAAGGAGAGACUGACAAUUACCCUUGCAGCAAUGCAAGUGGUAGCCACAAAUUACCAUUACAAGUGCUUGGCCGCGCAUCAAAUCCUAGAUAAUUGCACCGCACAUUGCAGUAAAGAUAAGUUUCAAGUGGAUGACGCAGAAAUUCAGGUGAUCUUCCUUCCUCCAAAUGUGACAAGCUUUCUUCAGCCUAUGGUUCAAGGAAUCAUCAAUGCUUUUAAGGUUAUCUAUAAAUCGAAUUUUCUGCGCCGUGUUCUGUUAGAAACUGACAGCGAUCGCCCAGUUACAGAGGUUAUCAAAUCAUUUAGCCUUUAUGAUGCUAUUCAACUAGCGACUGAUGCGUGGGCCACUGUAACUCCAGAAACGAUUGCUAACUGUUGGCGCAAUCUCUUAAGUCAAGAUCAAAACUAUAACUCGUUCAAGGAUUUCACAAUUUCUUCACCAACAAGUGACCCCCGCGUGUUGCUUUCUAAAGUAGUGCAACUCGUUGAUCCAAACUACGAACUGACCGAAGAAGAAGUUCAAGAGUGGCUAAGCAACUCAGACAACAUAGAUGUAGCGCAAAUAUAUACCGACGAGCAAUUGGCCAAGCCUCUGGUGGUGACUUUUUCGAGGCCGACCAUGAAGAGCAAGAUUGCGAUGCUAACGAAAGUGCUGAGGGUGAUCUUAGUACUUCGGUUAUAUGUACUCUUGGAGCAGUCAAUCCGAAAAACGCAAUGAUUAUAAGUAGGCUAUCAGCAUCAUGGAUGUACUCAAAAAUGUUCUUAUUGCUGUUGGUGAUGACCGUAAAUUAGUGGAAGCCGAAAAAUGAAAAAACGAAUAUGAAAAUGAAAUUAUUCGCCUUCUUGACGAAUAACAAUAGUGAAUUUUAAUUAAGUAUAUGGCAUGAUAACAAAAAUACAAAAUGAUUGAU
Molecule: messenger RNA, 1382 nt
Organism: Toxorhynchites rutilus septentrionalis
Lineage: Eukaryota; Metazoa; Arthropoda; Insecta; Diptera; Culicidae
Product: tigger transposable element-derived protein 6-like
Exons: 3
Coding region: 503-1189 (228 amino acids)
Molecular function (GO): nucleic acid binding
Source: RefSeq, a predicted model, not a curated record